AUGACAGACCGAAGUCAGGAGAAUUCGUCACAAGGUUUGCUACGGAAGACUGGGUUCUUUGCUAAAACUUUUGCUGCUGAUGCUGGGAAUGUGAUUGGGAAUAUCGGAAGUGCCGCCUUCCAGAGCAUUACAACUCGAAAGUAUACUUUGCCAGACAAGAGUGUCGCUUCGCAAGUGUUGAUGUACCGUCAGCUGCUACACACAAAAUGCCGCCCUGGGCUAAAGCUUACUCGACCCUAUCAAGGAACGGCAGCACAAAAGGCAGUCAUGCAUAUGCCUUGGUGGGAAGAAGGAAUUGAGCAAACUGAAAAAAUGACGAUAUCGUAUGACAACCUUAUCACUCGGUUGUGGCUGAAUGGAGCCAUAAUUCCAUUUCAAGAAAGCAGCACUGAGAGUGUGGAUACUUUGAUCGACGAGGAUGGCUUACCACCAAUUCCUCACAAGUACUGGGUUGAUCGUUUGGGAUUUCAACAACCCGAUCCUGUAACAGAUUUUCGAUCUGGUGGUGUUCUGUCCUUGGCAAUGAUGGUUCACAUGGUUGAAUCUUGUCCCAAAAUUUGUGAGCGACUCUUCAGUGGUGAUGCUUCUGUCCUACCAUUUGGAAUUACAUGUAUCAAUGUGACAGAUAUGAUUGCCAAAUUCCUCAUGUUGGCCAAGUCCACUGAUCGAAUGGAUGCUCUGCUUUCACAAAAGCCAUUUUGGAAAAUGUUUGCAGACCCAAACGCUAUUUUGGCGGUGCAAGAACUAGCAAUGUCAAUGCUGUGUGAUGUCGUGGUAGAGGUUUCAAUGGAACGAAAGAUACCUUCACUUGCGCGACAACACAGCACCAGUAUGCAUGGUGACUCAAGCUCUGAGGUCUCUGUGUUUGAUUUUGCCUUGAUUACUGAGAGAACUGAGACUAGAGUGCGAGACGAUCUCUUGGGAGCUGGACCAAAGACAGUUGAGGAAGUACAUGCAAUCGCUGGUCGACUUCGCGUAAAAUAUAAGGUUCAGCUAGAAAAGCGAAUCGAAAGAGCAAGGCAACAAGAAGAGCAUGCUAAUGGUGGAACUGCCCCAGCUCCGCAAAUGAAGGAUGUUGUUGGCAAGGCUGCAGGUCUAGCUGGUGGAAUCGCUGUUGGAGCUGCUGGGGUUGCUGGAGGUCUAGUGUCAAGAUUUCAAGGUGGCGGAAAAGAGGAGGGAUCUGUACCUGUGGCAGAGGAGGAAGCACCGCCUCCUAUAGCCGAGGAAUCAUCCCCUACUAUGGGUUUUGCUACCCCACCACAAGAAGACGAAAGCAAAGACGUUGUUGUCGAAGAAGUAGAAGGAGAUUGGCUUGGCUCUGACAAUCCUCCUGUCGCUGAACCAGCUACUGAGCCUGUGACUGAUGACUUUGCCAAGUUUAGCAUCGAAGACGAUGAUGAAGAUAUCAUGUAA
Cylindrotheca closterium is the source of this 1413-nucleotide messenger RNA. The record is from the annotation of a GenBank genome assembly. Lineage: Eukaryota; Bacillariophyta; Bacillariophyceae; Bacillariales; Bacillariaceae.